Molecule: messenger RNA, 1467 nt
Organism: Leptomonas pyrrhocoris
Lineage: Eukaryota; Euglenozoa; Kinetoplastea; Trypanosomatida; Trypanosomatidae
Product: putative fructose-16-bisphosphatase cytosolic
Exons: 1
Coding region: 415-1467 (350 amino acids)
Biological process (GO): fructose 1,6-bisphosphate metabolic process; sucrose biosynthetic process; fructose 6-phosphate metabolic process
Cellular component (GO): cytosol; cytoplasm
Molecular function (GO): fructose 1,6-bisphosphate 1-phosphatase activity
Source: RefSeq, a predicted model, not a curated record
GCUUGGCCCCUCGGCUUCUGUUCGGCACGUGCAUUCGCGUUAUUUACUGUUUAAUAUUCUUUUUUUCCUCUUUACCGUUUUUAUCUCUCUCGCUCUCUCAUUCACGCAUUUACGCAACAUCAUCAGAAAUCGUACACAAAUCAAAGAAACACGCAAACGCAAAAGCCCGUUCUCGUUCAUCUCUUUACCAUUUUCUAAUUCCACUUACUUCGACAAUCGUGCUGCGUCAACGUCGGACAGCCGCGAAGGAAAUUUGCUACUCGUUUUUCCUCACGCCGUCCUUCACUCGCACACACACACACACACUCGUGUUAAUUAUCAAACUAAAACAACCACACCAAAAAUACAUUCUUUAUUAAAACGAACACACACUGAACAGACAUUACUAAGAAAAAGAAUCCCCAAUCAGCAGAAAUGGAAGGCCGCCGUCACCACACUCCCGUCACGAUGACGCAGUACAUCAUCAAGAGCCAGCCAAAGAACAGCCGUGGCGAGUUCACGCUCUUGAUGAUGGCCAUUCAGACUGCCGUGAAGCUGAUCGAGAAGAACAUCCGUCGUGCCGGUAUGAAGGGCAUUCUCGGCUACAUCGCGGGCAACACCUCCAACGCCACCGGCGACCACCAGGCGAAGCUCGACGUCAUCUCGAAUGCCGCAUUUAAGGCCUACCUCCUCAGCUCGACCAGCGUCUGCGUGCUCGGCAGCGAGGAGGAGGAGCAGAUGAUUCUGGCCGACCCCAGCCACUGCGGCGACUACAUGAUCUUCUUCGACCCCCUCGACGGCAGCAGCAACAUCGACGCCAACGUGUCGGUCGGGUCGAUCUGGGGCGUGUGGCGGCUGCCCGAGGGUGCGCAGAUCAAGACGGUCGAGGACGCGAACCGCGUGAUUAAGAUGCUGAAAGGCACCGACAUGGUUUCCGCCGGCUACGCCAUGUACGGCAGUGCGACGAACCUCGUCAUGACAACGGGCCGCGGCGUGGACGGCUUCACGCUGGACCCCAACAUAGGCGAGUUCAUUCUCACGCACCCCCACAUCAGCAUCCCGAAGAAGCGCAGCAUCUACAGCGUCAACGAGGGCAACUUCGGAAAGUGGGAUAAGUGGUUCCAGGACUACAUCAUGUACCUCAAGAUGAACAAGACAACGCUCUACUCGGCGCGCUACAUCGGGUCGAUGGUGGCGGAUGUCCACCGCACGUUGCUCUACGGCGGCAUUUUCUGCUACCCGAAGGACGCGAACAAGGUGGAGGGCAAGCUCCGCUAUUUGUAUGAGGCGGCGCCGAUGUCGUUCUUGGUGGAGCAGGCGGGUGGCAAGGCGAUGGGGGCCAACGGGCGCGUCCUGGACGUGAGCGUGACGCGCCUGCACCAGCGCACCCCCGUCUACCUCGGCAGCCGGCAGGAAGUGGACUUGUGCAUGGCCUUUAAGGAGCGCGAUGACCAGGAGAAGGCGAAGCAGACGCAGAGCAAGCUUUGA